AUGAAUUCAUUCCUGGAUUCUGGAUUCUGGAUUUCCAUUGCCGAAUAUCUUCAGCUUCUAACACUCAAUCUACAGCCCUUCCUUUUGUCGCUUGGCAUGAGCAAGUCGCUACUUGCUUUUGUGUGGAUAGCUGGUCCUUUGACUGGCGGUCUGGUACAGCCUUACAUCGGCAUCAGGAGCGACAAUUGUCGAAUGCCAAUGGGAAAGAGGAAGCCAUUCAUGAUUGUCGGCGGUGUGGCUACUAUUAUCUCACUGCUCGCCCUGGCUUGGGUUAAAGAGAUCGUGGGUGGCUUCUUGUCGAUAUUCGGGGCUGACCCUGCUUCGUCGGGUGUUAAGGUGUCCAUUAUUAUCAUGGCUACAAUUAUUAUGUAUGCUCUCGAUUUCGCUAUCAAUACGGUGCAAGCGGCUAUCAGGGCGUUCAUUGUCGACAACUGUCCUGCUCACCAGCAAGAACUUGCCAACGCAUGGGCCAGUCGGAUGACGGGCGCUGGGAACAUUCUUGGCUAUAUAUUCGGAUACAUGGAUCUCCGAAGUAAAGUUCCUUUCUUGGGCAAUACACAAUUCAAGGUCCUCUGUGCGGUUGCCUCGGUCUCACUCAGUGUCACUCUCGGAAUCAGUUGCGCAUAUAUCAAAGAGCGAGACCCCCAGUUUGAUCCCCCCGUGACAGACAAGCUGGGCGUCGUAUCAUUCUUCAGACAAAUCAUCAAGUCCAUACAGAGCCUACCAACGCAGAUCUCCCGAGUCUGCCAGGUCCAAAUCGCAGCGUGGGUGGGUUGGUUCCCAUUCCUUUUCUACUCCACAACCUAUAUCGGACAGCUCUACGUGAAUCCAAUCUUCGCAAAGAACCCCAAUCUUUCUAAAGAUGAGAUCGACCAUGCCUGGGAGGACGCCACUCGAGUCGGGACGCUUGCGCUGCUCAUCUAUGCGAUUAUCUCGUUCUUCGCAAAUACUAUAUUGCCCUUUUUCGUGGUCCCAACCUACAAUCCUGCCCCGACACAUGUUCCCCGCCGUCUCAGUGGUGAUGCCUCCGAUGACGAAGAACCAGCGAGAAGACUCUCAUUCUCGAGCAUGCCCACUGGUAAUGCAUCCGAGCCACUCCUGGACGGACCCCAUGUCCCACAGCAAACAGUAGAAAAGCCAACCUGGCUAACCCGUCUCCGGAUUCCGGGACUGACACUGCGUCGAGUUUGGUUGCUCUCUCAUCUACUAUUUGCAAUUUGCAUGUUCAGCACAAUCUUCAUCUCUUCGCACCAGGCUGGCUCUGCUGUUGUCGGGAUAAUCGGCAUUUCCUGGGCCGUUGCCUUGUGGGCACCAUUCGCUCUUAUUUCAGCCGAGGUAGCUAGGAUUGAUCCAUCUCGACAACAUCGCCAGACGGGCGAGACUGAAACUGAGCGGAUGGUUGCCGAGGAUCGGGAUGAGCAUAAUGAUCGCGACAAUGAUGUCGAGAUUGGACCUAAGGAUUCUCAUGGGGGUGCAGAUGUCGCUCAAGCGGGUAUCAUUCUUGGUCUGCACAAUAUGGCUGUUUCGCUGCCUCAGAUCUUGUCUAGUCUGGUUUGUAGUGCUAUCUUUAAGGUUUCUCAGAAACCUAGAGGUGAACCUUGGGAUGACAGUGUGGGAUGGGUAUUGCGAUUCGGUGGAUGCGCUGCCUUGGUUGCAGCCUGGUUGACUCGCAGGGUUUCGGAUGGAUCUAGAUAG
Penicillium salamii is the source of this 1695-nucleotide messenger RNA. The record is from the annotation of a GenBank genome assembly. NCBI's taxonomy places the organism in Eukaryota, Fungi, Ascomycota, Eurotiomycetes, Eurotiales, Aspergillaceae.